This is a messenger RNA of Penicillium expansum, 219 nucleotides long. RefSeq lists its product as uncharacterized. Lineage: Eukaryota; Fungi; Ascomycota; Eurotiomycetes; Eurotiales; Aspergillaceae. The record is from RefSeq and is a predicted model, not a curated record. Bases 1 to 219 code for a protein of 72 amino acids. The transcript has a single exon.
AUGUGCUUAGAAGCAGAAGAAACCAGGUAUAUCUGGUUUGCCGACAUUGAAGCCGCUACGAAGCAUUCGCGGGCUCAUGUACCGUCGGUGCACCCCGAGAGGCUCACCCAGCCCAGCAUCAAAAGCUACACCCAAUGCAGAGACAAGAGCCGUGCGAAAGGACGCCCACCCUCAUCCAGACCACGAAGCAAGUUGUACAGCAAGCUGGAGCAGAAAUGA